GCUUUUUGGGCAUGCCAGCGCUUGGGAGAAGGCGGGCUUUGGCGCUGAGUGACAAGAAGAUGGGCCAACCAGGAGGUUUCCUGGGAGUUACCUGCGGGCCAGCUGCAGGUGUGGUUUGAGUUUCAAUUGUGAUUGUCUCGGAAGAGAAAUCUAUUCGGAAGAGAGGAGUGGCUGAGAGGGAGCGAAGAGGAUUUCGGUCAUGGAGCCGAUCUCGACGUGGACUCCUAAGAUGGUGGUGGCUUGGCUGACAGGCUUGGAUCCGGUAUUGCAAGAUUACCCAUUGGAGACGUGGCGCUUGAGUGGAAAGCAACUCCUUCGCCUGUCCUAUCGGGACUUGGAGGAUUUGGGCGUGAGUCGUAUUGGCCAUCAGGAACUGCUUCUGGAAGCUGUGGAACAGCUCUGUGUGUUGAACUAUGAGCUGGAGACAUCGAACCUACGAACACUCACUGAGAAGCUACAAGGAGUCGUUCAGACCAUUUUGGCAUUCAUCCUGAGCCACAGGAAGGUGACCACCUACAAUGGAAACAUGGUGGAGAAGCCCUCCACGGAGCUGCUGGCCUGCAUUGUGGAGCUGAUUGGAGCAGCAAAGGGCCUGUUCCUAUGGCUCAACAGGUAUCUUUUUUCCCACCUGAAUGAUUAUUCAGCUAGCUGGGACAUAAUCUGGCUUUGUGGAGAUCUGGCAAAGGUCAUGCAGGAGGAUUGCACAGUCUUUGAACGAGAAGAACAGAUAUUAUUGAUCAGCAAGCACAUAUCAGGGAUCUGUGAACAAAUCUUGAAUUACAGUCCGGCCAACCUUCUGAAUCAAACUGCCAUCUUGGAGACAGUGACGCUUGUACAAGUAGGACCAGAAGACAGCUUGGGUAUUGAGAUCAAAUCCUCUCCAUCCUGUCUCCAUUUCAUAUCAGGGACUGCCCCAGAGUCCCCAGCUGAGCACUACGACAGGGUCCUCCCAGGGGAUGAGAUAGUCCAAGUUAACGACCAGGUGGUGGUGGGUUGGACUCGGAUGAAUCUGGUGAAGAAGCUGCUUGAGACACCUAGUCGGGUGACUUUGGUGCUGAAGAAAAUCCCGCUCGGUCCAUCCACUCCCUGCUCCCCUGCAUCUCCUCAGCCUCAGCCGGAAGACUGCUUCUCAGAUACCACAGAAUCCCUAAGCUUGAGGAGUGAUGAGUCUCCAACCAGCUCUGUUUCCCUGUCUUCCAGAAGCAUGGCUGCUGAACUGGAAGAGAGUGAUGUGGCAUUAGACUUCCCUGCUGCAGAAGAAGAGCAGGAGGGAAUGGCUUCAGGUCACAUAGUUGAAGAGAAACUUCCUGAUACAGGAGCAACCAUAGACCCUAUACUGGAAGACCAGAGUCCCAGGACAGACUCCAAGGAACACAAAAAAACCCCAGAUGCUGCCACACCUACCAAACCCAGUACCCUGGAGCUUAGAUCUCUGGAAUCUACAAACCCUGGGAAUGGAUUUAUCAGGGGAAGUACAGGUGUGGGAUCUGCUGGUUCAUCCAGAGAGGGUGUGAUUGAAUAUCGACGGUAUCAAAAAAGAAUGGCUACCCGGCUGAGCCGACGACGGAUCUCCUGUCAGGAUCUGGGGCAGGUGGAUUGCGAUGGUUGGCUCCUGAAGAAGAAAGACCAUGUGGGCUUCAUGGCCCAGAAAUGGAAGCGGUUCUGGUUUGUGCUGAAAGGACAAACCCUCUACUGGUACAGCAGUCCCAAUGACGACUUGCAGGGCCCUGAUCUCAACACACCCCACCAUGUCCCAAGUGCUGCACUGCAGAGCAGGAAAAAGAAAUAUGUUUUCCAGCUCACACAUGAGAAGUACAAGCCCUUCAUCUUUGCAGCAGAAACGUUGGCUGACCUAAGCAAGUGGGUUAGUAGUUUAAUAACAUCAAUGAUGAAGUACCUGCCGGUCUCUAAACCUGGUCCUCAUAACGAAGAAGAUUGCUACAGUGAAACGGAAGCAGAAGAUCAUGAAGAUGACUCGCCAAGACCUGGCUUUGAUGGGCUGAAACAGAGGGAAUUGGAAAGAGACCAACUGCUAACAGGGAGCUUUGAAUCCCCAAGAGGAAGUCCCCUUGGCAGCCCACUCUCAAGGCAAAAAGCAAAUGGGAGUCCAACAUCUUCUUCCCCAGACCCUGCAGAAGAAGAGCUCAAGUCCCUGAUCAAGUGUUUGAAGCAAGGGGGCGUCUCUCUCAUUGGCAAGCAGCAAACAUUCACCCGUGAGCAGUACCGGAAAUCUUUCAUCAAACGUAACAAGAACCCCGAGAUAAAUGAGAAGGUGCAUCUCAUCCGGACCCUUCAAAGUACACUCAAGGCAAAAACUGCUGAACUCCAAGUUCUUGAUACUCUCCUGGAUGACUGUGAACUGACCUCUGAGAAAUUCAGGCACUGGAAAGUACAAAAUCAGGAACUAUAUCAGGAAAUACAAGCAUGGUGGGCCCCAAUGGUCAGCUAUGAAAAUGGCGCCAGAACAGACACUUCCUCGACUAUCAGCUCCAAAGAUGCUGUGGUUACUUUGUAAACUAUAUUUUCAGGACAGUUGUACUUUGGGGGAUAAAGAAUCCUUCCCCACAAAGCUCCAGAAGGGUCUACCUCAAUCUAGAGAGGAAAUUGAAUGUCAAAGAACCACAUUCCAUCCGAGAGGAAGAAAAUUUUUGUUCACUCCAUCAUGGACUUCUUCGGUUUCUUAAAGGGAAGGCAGGGACAUCUUGAUGGCAUGAGAGGAAAAGUGGGUGGGAAGAGAAAGAGAAGGCUCCUCUAUAUGGAUCAACAGGCCAGUUAAAAUUGGUGACGUUCACACAUGAAGUUGCCUGAUGUCAAGUGAGGCCAUUGCUCUGUCAAGGUCAGCAUUGUCUACUCUGACCGGCAGUGGCUCUCUAGCAUGUUAGGCAGAGAGGUCUUUCACACGUCACCUGCUUCCUGAUCCUUUUGACUGGAGAUAUCAAGGACUGAACCUGGGACUGUCCACAUGUAAACAAGAUGCUCUAUUGCUAAGCCACAGCCCUUCUCUGCAAGUUGACUCGCAACUAGUUCUUCCUUCUUCAGCGUUCCUAAUUCCCCUUGUGUGUUUCAAGCUGAAACUUUUCCUUAGAAGUACUUGGUUACCAAAGACCUAAAAAGUAAAUUGAAGUUUAAAAUUUGAAGUGAUGAUAGUUGCUUCAGGGGCCAGUUUUAAUAGGGGCAAGAGUAAAAACAUAGACAUAAACUUAUUUCUUGGGAAUUAUGCUUAAAAUGUAUGUAUUUAAAAGUCAUAAUGAAAGGCCUGUUAGAGCAAACAGGUUGUGGUGUUUGAAGUUUUGGAUAGGACACAUCCCUGGUCUUUCGACUGUGCUCAGCUGACUGAAUUUUGAAUUCUUAAUUCUUAAUGUUUGCUACAAUAUUCACUUGGUGAGUUAGGGUCCAGUUGUAUCUUCUUCAAUCGACAAAACGAAAGAGGACACCUUUGAAUGAAAUUUUUGGUCUUUGCUGCUACCUGAGGUUCCGGGAUAGAGUCCAGGGAGUUAACACUGAAUGUUCUUCUUAUGAUGCAAGUGCUCUCCCACACAGCCUUGGAUUCUUGGCAGUUUCCGGUUGGGUGUCUUUAAAAAAAUCUACUUUUGUCUUUCAAUUAUUAGGUGCCCUACUAUUAUGUAGACAGCUGAUAAUCUGUGUCUUCCAUAGAUGAACUGUAUGUGGUAAAUUUUUUAGUGAGUAUUUAUAAGUAUACGGUACUGAUACUUUAUGUUAACAUUACAUGGUGUAGUGGCUGGUGGGUCAGACUAGGAUCUGGGAUAUCCAGGUCUGAAUCUCUGGUCUGCCGUGGAAGCUUGCUAGGUGACUUUGGGCCAGUCACUUAUUCUCAGCAUAACCUACCUCACAAACUUGUUGUGAGAAUAAAAUAGAGGAUAAAACUACUUUGGUUCCCCAUUAAGGAAAGAGUGUACAAAUGAAGUAAGUAAAAAAGGGAACACAAAGGAAAAUGAAAAUAACCAGCUUAUGUAAGUGGAUCCUCAACAAGUUUGCUCUCUUGUGUGGCUGAUAUGUUUCCUGGGUCUGUUUGCUUUCCCCCCCACUGCUGCCUUUUGUCCAUUUCCCUGGAGACCCUCACAGGUAUCAUAUUUGAGUCUGGAGAGAGCACCUCUUUUAAAAUAUAGCCUCCCCAUCCCAGUCACAGAAAAAUGCUAGGUAUCUACCUGAGUUUUGCAAUUGCCCCUCACAGCAUUCAUUUUGUGAUUGGACCUGUUUCCAAUGACAGCCAUUUUAUAGUGACACUGACCACAACUUUCUCAAAAUUUCAGAAGUGCCUACACAGAUUCAACAUGGUUGAAGAUGCUAGUAAGACAUAAAUGAAAACAAGAUAUUCCCUUGUUGCCUUUUUACACUUUUAGUGAGAUUGAAGACAGAAAAGCAUGGCCAUGCUCUGUCUACCUAGAUGACUCCAAGGCCUGAACUGAUGACCUUAAAGAUAUAGCACAAAGUGACAGGAUAUGAGCUGAUGUCAGCUCUUGCUUUUUAGCUGUUUGACUCAAUGAUUGUAUUACUUUAAUUUUGAAGUGAAUUGUAUUUUUAUAUUAGCCACUUUGUAGACCUAGAAUUAACAAGUUGGUUGUAAAUAAAAAAUAUUUUGUAAAAGUUA
Molecule: messenger RNA, 4609 nt
Organism: Sphaerodactylus townsendi
Lineage: Eukaryota; Metazoa; Chordata; Lepidosauria; Squamata; Sphaerodactylidae
Gene: CNKSR1
Product: connector enhancer of kinase suppressor of Ras 1
Exons: 22
Coding region: 200-2515 (771 amino acids)
Molecular function (GO): protein binding
Source: RefSeq, a predicted model, not a curated record